Impatiens glandulifera is the source of this 2679-nucleotide messenger RNA. Its product is annotated as subtilisin-like protease SBT1.6. Gene Ontology annotation, molecular function: serine-type endopeptidase activity. The coding region runs from base 32 to 2365 and encodes 777 amino acids. The transcript has a single exon. NCBI's taxonomy places the organism in Eukaryota, Viridiplantae, Streptophyta, Magnoliopsida, Ericales, Balsaminaceae. Gene Ontology annotation, biological process: proteolysis. The record is from RefSeq and is a predicted model, not a curated record.
CACUCACUCCACUCUUUCUCUCUCACUGAUCAUGGCGCCGGUUCAAUUCAACCGUCUUCUUCUUUUCAUAUCCUUUCUAUUCUCAAUCAUCAUCGGAGCUCCGGCGACGGCCGAUCAAACCACCAAAACCUACAUAAUUCGUAUCGACAGGUUUGCCAAACCCUCCAUCUUCCCUACCCAUUAUCACUGGUACACUUCCGAGUUCACCGAUUCACUCUCCAUUCUCCAUCUUUACGAUACUGUUUUCCAUGGAUUCUCUGCUUCCCUUACAAAAUCAAACCUUGACUCCAUUCUUCAACACCCAUCUGUUCUUGCUUCAUUUGAAGAUCGUCGGAGGAAUCUCCAUACAACUCGUUCCCCUCAGUUUCUCGGCCUCAGGAACCAGAAGGGACUAUGGUCGGAGUCUGAUUACGGAUCUGAUGUCAUUAUAGGAGUAUUCGAUACUGGGAUUUGGCCGGAAAGGAGAAGCUUUUCCGAUCUGAAUCUCGGCCCUGUUCCCAGUCGAUGGAAGGGUGUUUGCCAGACUGGGGUGAAGUUUACGGCAAUGAAUUGUAACAGGAAGAUUGUUGGAGCUCGGUUCUUUGUUAAAGGACAUCAGGCGUCGGGUCAAAUUGGAGGGCCCGGCGGGGCAAUCAAUGAAACGAUUGAGUUUCUAUCUCCGAGAGAUGCAGAUGGACAUGGCACCCAUACGGCAUCGACUGCCGCGGGGAGGUAUGCUUUUCAGGCUAGUAUGUCUGGAUAUGCAGCUGGGAUUGCGAAAGGAGUUGCUCCCAAGGCUCGAUUGGCUAUUUACAAGGUUUGUUGGAAUCAAGCUGGUUGUUUUGAUUCAGAUAUUCUAGCUGCUUUUGAUGCCGCCGUGAACGACGGCGUCGAUGUUAUCUCGAUAUCAAUCGGAGGUGGUGAUGGUAUUUCAUCUCCUUAUUAUCUUGACCCAAUUGCAAUCGGAUCUUACGGCGCUGUUUCAAGAGGGAUUUUUGUUUCAUCCUCCGCCGGGAAUGAUGGGCCAAGUGGAAUGUCUGUUACUAACCUUGCGCCGUGGAUAACGACUGUCGGAGCAGGAACAAUUGACCGGAAUUUCCCAGCUGAUGUGAUUCUUGGAAACGGCCGUAAACUCUCCGGCGCGUCGCUAUACGCCGGUGAGCUUUUGAAUGGUAAAAUGUAUCCAUUGGUUUAUCCUGGUAAAUCAGGAACUCUCUCUGCUUCUCUAUGUAUGGAGAAUUCUCUUGACCCGAAUUUUGUGAAAGGAAAGAUUGUAAUUUGUGAUCGUGGAAGCAGCCCACGUGUUGCGAAAGGAUUAGUUGUUAAAAAGGCCGGCGGGGUUGGAAUGAUUUUAGCCAACGGUGCUUCAACCGGCGAAGGUUUAGUCGGAGAUGCUCAUCUUCUUCCGGCGUGCGCAGUUGGCUCCGAUGAAGGUGAUGCAAUCAAGGCUUAUGUAGCAUCAGCUUCUUCAACAGCAACUGCAACAAUCAAUUUCAGAGGCACCAUUGUUGGAAUCAAACCAGCUCCAGUUGUUGCAUCAUUCUCCGCCAGAGGACCGAAUGGAUUGAACCCAGAAAUUCUAAAACCCGACUUGAUCGCACCUGGGGUGAACAUUUUAGCUGCUUGGACAGGAGCUGUAGGUCCGACAGGAUUGGAUUCUGAUUCCCGGAGAACUGAAUUUAACAUUCUGUCGGGCACAUCAAUGUCGUGCCCACAUGUUAGUGGCGCAGCCGCCCUGUUGAAAUCUGCACAUCCCGAUUGGAGCCCUGCUGCAAUUCGUUCGGCAAUGAUGACAACUGCUUUCGUUUUAGACAAUAGGUUCAAGAACAUGACUGAAGAAUCCACCGGAAAACAAUCAACCCCAUAUGAUUUCGGCGCAGGACAUUUGAAUUUAGGACAGGCAAUGGAUCCCGGGCUAGUAUACGAUCUAACAAACGACAAUUACGUAAACUUUCUAUGCUCUGUGGGUUACAAUCCAAAGACGAUUCAAGUAAUAACCCGAUGGCCGGUGAACUGUCCUGCCAGGAAACAAUCCCCGGAAAAUCUAAACUACCCAUCUAUAUCUGCGUUAUUUCCAAGCCAAAUCGGUGCAGCUUCGUGGAGCAAGACAUUCAUCAGGACGGCGACGAACGUGGGGGAGACAAAUGCAGUUUACAGGGUGAAAGUGGAGUCGCCGGCGGGGGUGACGGUGGUGGUGAAGCCAGGAAAGAUGGUGUUUACGGAGAAGAUGAAGAAACAGAGCUAUGUUGUGAAGGUGACAAUAGAGAACAGUAAAGGUGGUUUGGUUUUGGGUGAUUCGGGUGCUGUAUUUGGGUCAAUUUCUUGGUCGGAUGGAAAACAUGUUGUUCGGAGUCCGAUUGUUGUCACACAAAUGGAUACAUUCUGAUCUGAUCGUUGGAUGGAUCCGAUUCCGAUGAAUGGAUGGAUGGAUUCCGAUAUAGGAUCCCAAUCUACACUUGCAAUUAGGGUAGCAUAACUCGGCUACUCUUUGCUUGCUACUGUUAGUAAGCAUUAGGUUCUUUCAACUAUAGAACAAGGUUCUCUUUUGUUUGCUUUUUUUUUUUCUAAUUAAUAUGCUUUUUUUUACUUUUAUUUGAUUUUUUAGUUUAAAUAUUUGUCAAAUUAGACCGAGUGUAACGUUUUCUUACAUGAGAUUGCUAAAAAAAAUGAUGAAAUUUGCAAUUGAUAAUUGUGUUUUGA